AUGAAUUUGAAGGAUUGCUGGCACACAAUUUUGGUGAGUGUCGAUUUUUAUUGAUUUCAAAGAUCUGAAAACAUAUGAUUUCAGCCCAUUCAAAGAAAUUCGCGGCGAUUCCACCAAUCCUCGACAGAAAACAUAAUGAAUGCCUCGACUAACAAUCAAGUUUUCCCAUUUGUGGGCACAAAGGUUCGGUGAGUUUUAAAAUUUUCAAUUUGAAUACCCCAAAUAUGAUAGAUUUCAGCCAAAUUGCUCGAGGCAAAUACAACCACACCGAAGAAGAGAUAACAUUACCGUGGUGCAUCGAUCGGUGCUUGCAGAAUAUUUAGCACACAACCUUGGUGAGUGACAAUUUUUUUGAUUUCAAAAAUUCAAAAAUGAAUAAUUUCAGCCCAAUCAAAUUUGAGGCGAUUCCAACAAUUUGA
This is a messenger RNA of Caenorhabditis angaria, 419 nucleotides long. The record is from the annotation of a GenBank genome assembly. NCBI's taxonomy places the organism in Eukaryota, Metazoa, Nematoda, Chromadorea, Rhabditida, Rhabditidae.